Rhizophagus irregularis DAOM 181602=DAOM 197198 is the source of this 2322-nucleotide messenger RNA. RefSeq lists its product as uncharacterized. Lineage: Eukaryota; Fungi; Glomeromycota; Glomeromycetes; Glomerales; Glomeraceae. Gene Ontology annotation, cellular component: membrane; cytoplasm; microtubule. Gene Ontology annotation, molecular function: GTPase activity; microtubule binding; GTP binding. The record is from RefSeq and is a predicted model, not a curated record.
AUGGAAUCUGAUAGACCUAGAUUCAUUAAAAAGGAAGAUGAAAACAAUAAUUCUUCUGAUUCUUCAGGAGGUGGAACUGGUGCUACUGCUGCUGCUGCUACAGUAGGAGCAGCUACUUUAUUUAGUAUGAACGAACAAGAAGAUGAAGAUGUUAGGAAUGCAUCUGAUAAAAGUAUCCCUGCGCAAGAUAAUCAAUUUAUGCUUUUAACUAAAAAAUUGAUAGAGGUGCGCAAUAUUCUGAUGAGCAUUGAUCAUAAUGAGGCAUUGAGGCUACCAAGCAUUGUAGUCAUAGGCAGCCAGAGUUCUGGCAAAAGCUCCGUAUUAGAAGCAAUUGUCGGACAUGAAUUCUUACCAAAGGGAUCGAAUAUGGUAACACGAAGGCCUAUUGAAUUAACAUUGAUUCACACACCAAAAUCUAAGGAGGAAUACGGUGAAUUUCCUCAGCUUGGUUUAGGGAAAAUCCAUGAUUUUUCUCAUAUACAACAAACAUUACGUGACUUAAAUCUUGCUGUAUCAGAGUCUGAAUGUGUUUCCAAUAAAUCUAUUGAGCUACGUAUUUAUUCUCCAAAUGUACCUGAUUUAACGCUUAUUGAUUUGCCAGGCUAUAUUCAAGUUACGAAUAAAAAUCAACCUGAAACAUUAAAGGAUAAAAUUGUUGAAUUAUGUGAACAGUAUAUUAGAGAACCAAAUAUUAUAUUAGCGGUCUGCGCUGCUGAUGUUGAUUUGGCAAAUUCUGAAGCAUUAAAAGCUAGUCGGAAAGUGGAUCCAUUGGGUUUACGAACAAUUGGAGUUAUAACUAAAAUGGACUUGGUAGAACCUGAAAUUGGUUCUGCUAUAUUACGCAAUACCGAUUAUCCUCUGCAUUUGGGUUAUAUUGGUGUGGUCUGUAAACCUCCAACAAAUAGGAACAAUCAAAAAAACAUUACUUCGGCUUUGAUGCGCCAUGAAGAGCAAUUCUUUCGUAGUAACUAUGUGUACAGUCAGCGUGGUAUUCAAGUUGGUACAGGAACUUUGCGCAGAAAGCUCAUGGAAGUGUUGGAAGAAAGUAUGGCUAAGUCAUUAUUUUCAAUUGUUGGAGCUGUCCAAUUAGAAUUGGAAGAAGCCCGAUACCAAUUUAAAGUACAAUAUAAUGAUAGGCGGAUUACCGCUGAAUCAUAUGUUGCGGAGACAAUAGAUUCUAUAAAACAUAAUUUUAAAGACUUUGCUCAUUCAUUUGGAAAACCACAAGUUAGGCAUGAGGUUAGAACUAUGCUGGAACAAAGAGUAUUAGAUCUCUGUGCUGAAUUAUAUUGGACAGAUAGUAAAAUUGUCGAUUUAACAAAAGCAUCUGCGGAUGAUCUUUAUUGGCAAUAUAAACUUGAUAUGAGUUCGGCUGCACUUACUAAGAGUGGUAUAGGUCGAACGAGUACUCAGCUAGUCGUGGAUGUGCUAAUGGCUAAUAUGGAAAAAUUGGCUUCAAUGGAGCCAUUAAAUAACCAUCCUGACACCAGUAGUAAAGUGUUAAAUUUCAGUAAUGAAAUUUUGCGAAACAAAUUUCAUACAACUGCUGAUCAAGUUGAAAAUUGUGUUAAGCCUUAUAAAUAUGAAGUUGAGUGCAGUGAACAAGAGUGGGCUGACGGAGUUAAACGAUCAAUAAUACUCUUAGAAAAAGAAUUGGAAAGCUGUGAUAAAGCUUUACGGCAUAUUAGGAAUACCAUUGGGAAAAAGAAGCUUAGAGCUGCUAUUAAAUACGUAUUGGAUGCUGAAAAAGAAGAAGCUAAACGUGUUCAGGCUCGGAUUAAAGAUAUAGGCGAAGCCAACAGUGAAGCUAGUACUCAUACUAUACCACUUGCCGCAUUGAUAUCUUCUGUAAAUGAUGUAACGGAAGAGGGUGAUGUAGAACAUACUCGUCUUCAUUUUAAUCCUAAAGUACUUGAAAGGGCUCGCGAAGCUAUAUUUCUUCGUGAUCGUUCAAUGAUACUUAAAUAUCGUUUAGCAGCCCUAAAGUCACGGCAAUGUAAAUCACCCGAGAGUAAACAAUAUUGUCCAGAAGCAUUUCUAAAUAUGGUUGCCGAAAAACUCACCUAUACCGCCGUAAUGUUUAUUCAGGUUGAAUUAUUAAAUGAAUUCUUCUUUCAGUUCCCUAGAGAAGUAGACAACCGACUUGUUUAUGAUUUGGACAGGAAACAAAUAUUAACUUUCGCAAAAGAAAAUCCUCACAUCAGGAAACAUUUAGAAUUGCAAGAGAGAAAACGGAAAUUAGAAGAAGUUAUGGAAAAACUAAAUUAUCUCGUAAGAAGACAAAGAGAUAUUGAAGGACGUAAAGGUCCAGCUAAUUUAUAA